AUGGCGUCCGAAGAAGUUCUGAAGAUGUUCAAUGUAAAUAAACUGAAAAAAGAGCAAGAAGAGAUACUUAAAUGCAUUCUAGACGGCAAGGACUGUUUGGCCGUAUCACCACCAGGCUAUAGCACGUGUUUGCCGUAUCAAAUGGUCAUUCCCAAAAAGAGAGCGAUGGGAAAAGAGGCUCGGAAAAACAUCGUAUGCGGACCCUUGAUUGCCCUUAUGAAAGACCAAGAAGAAAGGCUUUCCAAAAUGGGCAAAAAGGAUGACGAUGACAUGGAUGCAUUUGGGAAAUGGUUCAGCUACUUAGGGGAACUAGUUCCAUUUUCCCAUCUGCAUCAGUGUUAG
Saccostrea echinata is the source of this 342-nucleotide messenger RNA. Its product is annotated as ATP-dependent DNA helicase RecQ-like. The transcript is spliced from 2 exons. Bases 1 to 342 code for a protein of 113 amino acids. The record is from RefSeq and is a predicted model, not a curated record. NCBI's taxonomy places the organism in Eukaryota, Metazoa, Mollusca, Bivalvia, Ostreida, Ostreidae.